AUGAGUGACGAAGAAAGAUCCACAAAAGACUCCCUCCCUCGCAAGCGAUCCAAAGUCUCGAGGGCUUGUGAUGCUUGUCGACGUAAGAAAAUCCGUUGUGAUGCCGAGUUUCUGCAAACGCUCCAGAAAGUGACGAAAAUAUGCACCAAUUGUGUGAAAAACGCUGACACAUGUACUUUCUCCAGAGUUCCUUUGAAACGUGGGCCCUCCAAGGGUUACAUCCGGGAUUUGGUUGACAAAAUGGACGACCAGUCCUCUGGUUACCCCAACACACACCACACGUCAGUGUUGAAGCUCGAGGGAAGACCUCGACUGAAAUCCGUUGAUGCUUCUAGGCCCGAGUCCAUAGCUCCUACGAUCCCAACAGGCUCGCCUCCCAAUUCCGAACAACGCUCAGGAUCCGUUUCUUCCGUGUCGUCGUCCCUGCUGGUCCCCACAAAGCCUCUUUUGCACCGCCUGACAUUUUCCAACGGAAAAUCCUCAUCUUCCCCCAUCAUCCUCCCGCCACUCCUCGGUCCACAGCCCUCGAAGCAACCGGUUAAGCUCUCGGUACCGGUGCAAAAGGUGCCCUCUGGGAACUCAGUUCCACUAAGCCCCCAUGGCAGUGCCCCGUUGGAGUCGAAGGACCAGAAGAUAAGAGGUCCCUUGUGGACGGUUCCAUACGAAAUGCCAAAUGCCAACUCACAUGGCCUGGAUAAUUCCUCCACCAACCUGCGAAACGGUCUGGCAUCCAAUCUGCGGCGGUCUUCCGUUGACUCCAUUAGCUCAAUCCUGACCGCUGGCUCUAGAUCUAGGUUCGCUUCGCUUAAAUCAACGGGUAAUUCUGAUAUGGCAAUUUCGGACUCUGAUGAUGACUAUUAUUCCUCAAGAUCUAGAGCUUACUCGGCCAUGCAGUCUAAUUUACCCUUCCAUUCCUUGGAGCACAACAUCAACUUGUACUACACCAAGUACCACGCAAAUUUUUCUGUUCUUCCGUUCUCCCAACAGCUCAUCGUCAGAAUCACGCAUUCCUUGCUUAAUGAUCCAUCCACUCACACGUCCAUGGUUGUCGAGCUCUUCAACACUGCCCUCAACAACUUGAUAUAUUACCAGCAUGUUCCGUUAAGCAGUCUGAUUGCAUUGCUCAGGAAUAUAAUGUCAAUCUACCCAUUCAACCACAACGGCAUUUUGGUGAAUGAUGAUCUUCUUAUUGUGUUUUUCUCAACAUUGGUGCUAGUCAACUACACCAUUCUAAUCAAUGGUGACGUCUAUUCCUUGGGAAUCGCAAUGACAGCGUCAGUUUUUAAUGAUUUCAAACUCCUCGAGAAUUUUGCCUCGCUCGUGAGGGAUCCUAACAGCUCCCGUCUUAACCCGGAUGAUGUUCAGUUGUAUUUGCCCAGACUCUACAUGUGUUUGUACAUGAUUGAUAACACCUACAGCCUCAGCUUCGGUUCUCUGCUGAAUCUCCCAAACAACUAUGGGUUGUUUAUGCAAAACAUAGCUAUUUUGAUGCCAAAUGAGCUCACACACCUGCCAUUCUACUAUAAUGUGCAAGCCUCCGUGGUGAUCAAUGAUUUGGUGAGCCUGAGAGCCGAGUCGGUUUUAUCUACCAUCCUCAAACCUAGGUAUAAAGAGUCAUGGUCUGUGAAGACUUCACCAACGAAUCCAACAAAUUCAAUGGUGCCAAAUUUUGCCUCCCUUUUUGUGUCCUUGAUUAAGGACAAGUACGAGCUUUACGAUAAUUUACUAGAAGUGAUGAGAUUUUUUGAGACCCAUCCGCCGGCGGCUGGCCCCAACCACGGGGACGAUAGUAUACAUGAGACACUUUACGACUUUCAACUCAAGAUCAGUCGUCUUCUUAAGAAACUCACUCAAUCACUUCUAAACUUUGACAACUACAUUUCUACGAUUUAUUCAAACAACAAGUCAAUGUCCAGUGCUGCAGAUCUUAUUGGUCCCUUCUUCAACCUCAGUUAUGGUCAAUCAUUCAAGCUCAUCAAAGCUUGCAAACUUCUUGUUGAUCCAUUGAUGAGAUAUGCUACCGACAGUGAACUUUAUACAAGGUCUGUGAAAAUCAUGAGUGACCUCUCAAUCGCAUACAACUUGUUGGUGAGUAAUGUGAACAACAAUCUUAAUGCUAUCACAAACGCGAGAAAUACUUUGAGCAAUCCCAACAAGUUCACUAGUUUGAGUCCGUCCUCCUCGUCCACUGAACCACUCAAUGUCAGUGGAUUGGGCCAGACUUCGAUAACACUUAUCCUUAGCAAGAUUGAUCAUCAUAACCUUCAAUUCAACAAUGUUCCUGGUCCACCAACAGCAGACUCGUCCAAUUCCAAAGCUGGAAACUUUGGUGCUUGGAGGCGUGAAGUGUCUGAGACAAUCUCAUCCUUCAUUCUCAGGGAAGAUUUGGAUGGUUGGUUCUGA
This is a messenger RNA of Candidozyma duobushaemuli, 2403 nucleotides long. RefSeq names its product Rgt1p (gene RGT1). Gene Ontology annotation, molecular function: zinc ion binding; DNA-binding transcription factor activity, RNA polymerase II-specific. Lineage: Eukaryota; Fungi; Ascomycota; Pichiomycetes; Serinales; Metschnikowiaceae. The coding region runs from base 1 to 2403 and encodes 800 amino acids. The transcript has 2 exons. Gene Ontology annotation, cellular component: nucleus. The record is from RefSeq and is a predicted model, not a curated record.